ACUCAUUCUAUCGAUUUGAUCCGCCGGCGCCAUGAACAGCACCUCCGAUAACCUGGACCCCGAUGGGCAGAACACGGGCGGAUACCCGUACGGCAUCGGGAUCUCCCUCGGCGUCGUCGCCGUCAUCAUCUUCUCCACCCUCGCCUCCUACCUCUGCACCCGCGUCCGCGGCCCGCCGCCCCGGAGACACUCCCUCGCCGCGGCGGAGGAGGACGGCGACUACUCGUUCGCGAUCUCGCUCGGCCUCGACGAGACCACGCUGGAGACCUUUCCCAAGCUCCUCUACUCGCAGGCGAAGGGGGCCGCUCGUGGAGGCGGCGGCGGCGGCGGCGGCUCGGCCUCGAGCUCGAGCUGCUGCUCGAUUUGCUUGUCGGAGUACAAGGAGACCGACGUGCUGAGGCUGCUGCCGGAUUGUGGGCAUUACUUCCACUCGAAGUGCGUCGAUCCGUGGUUGAGAAUCAACCCGUCGUGUCCGAACUGCAGGACCUCGCCGGUCCCGACUCCAGUCGGAACUCCUCUUGCUGAGGUUGCGCCGUUGACCGCGUUGCGGCGGUGA
Messenger RNA from Rhodamnia argentea, 556 nucleotides. Its product is annotated as RING-H2 finger protein ATL70-like. The coding region runs from base 32 to 556 and encodes 174 amino acids. The transcript has a single exon. Lineage: Eukaryota; Viridiplantae; Streptophyta; Magnoliopsida; Myrtales; Myrtaceae. The record is from RefSeq and is a predicted model, not a curated record.